Messenger RNA from Rhineura floridana, 597 nucleotides. RefSeq names its product repetin-like. NCBI's taxonomy places the organism in Eukaryota, Metazoa, Chordata, Lepidosauria, Squamata, Rhineuridae. The transcript has a single exon. The record is from RefSeq and is a predicted model, not a curated record. The annotation marks the transcript as partial.
ACGGACGGACAGGGACAGACGGACGGACAGGGACAGACGGACGGACAGGGACAGACGGACGGACAGGGACAGACGGACGGACAGGGACGGACGGACGGACAGGGACGGACGGACGGACAGGGACGGACGGACGGACGGACGGACAGGGACGGACGGACGGACAGGGACGGACGGACGGACAGGGACGGACGGACGGACAGGGACGGACGGACGGACAGGGACGGACGGACGGACAGGGACAGACGGACGGACGGGACAGACGGACGGACGGGACAGACGGACGGACGGGACAGACGGACGGACGGGACAGACGGACGGACGGGACAGACGGACGGACAGGGACAGACGGACGGACAAGGACAGACGGACGGACAAGGACAGACGGACGGACAAGGACAGACGGACGGACAAGGACAGACGGACGGACAAGGACAGACGGACGGACAAGGACAGACGGACGGACAAGGACAGACGGACGGACAAGGACAGACGGACGGACAAGGACAGACGGACGGACAAGGACAGACGGACGGACAAGGACAGACGGACGGACAAGGACAGACGUGUUGGCUAUUAAAACGAGAAAGCAGAGGUUAA